Molecule: messenger RNA, 611 nt
Organism: Juglans microcarpa x Juglans regia
Lineage: Eukaryota; Viridiplantae; Streptophyta; Magnoliopsida; Fagales; Juglandaceae
Product: selenoprotein K
Biological process (GO): endoplasmic reticulum calcium ion homeostasis; calcium ion transport
Cellular component (GO): endoplasmic reticulum membrane; Golgi apparatus
Source: RefSeq, a predicted model, not a curated record
UUACACCGCUCUCCCUCACAAAUAUUGAUCCGACUUUGUUCGAAGACGACGACGACCCAGGAAGACCCUUGGAAUCUCUCUCUUCUAUCCUCCAUGGCUUUCGUUGAACGCGGUGUUGUGAAAUCAAAGCGAUCUAUAUGGCGCCUAAAGACUAUCACCGACUUCUUCUGGGCCUUUGUUAACUUCAUAGGCGUUUUUGCAACUAUGUUUUCGAUGGAGAAAUCAGAUGCUUACAGAAAAGGCUCUGGUGCUAGCAAGAAAUGGGAUGGUGGUGGCCCUGGAGGUCCUGGAGGAGGACCAUAUGGUGGUGGGCCACGCGGGCCACCUCGUGGACUAGACAAUGUCCGCGGACUUGAUAGUGUUAGAGGGGCUGACCAUAGUUCUUUACCUGCAUGUGGCUCUUGCUGUGUUAAGCCUCAGAGGAAUCUCUUGUGCACUUACAACAUUGUGUCUCUAGUGUUUGGAAUGGUGUAGGGAAUUACUUCCAUGAUAUCGUAAGGAACUGAAAUUGUGUCUCAAGUUUUAUGCAAGGAACUGAAAUUGUGUAAUAUGUGCAUCUUGACAGACUUCUAAAGAGAACUUAAUAAACAUUGAUGACUCGAAUGUAUAAA